Messenger RNA from Lolium perenne, 517 nucleotides. RefSeq lists its product as uncharacterized. The record is from RefSeq and is a predicted model, not a curated record. NCBI's taxonomy places the organism in Eukaryota, Viridiplantae, Streptophyta, Magnoliopsida, Poales, Poaceae.
GACGCCCGCCGCGAAAUCAAGUGCUGCAGCGCACUCCACUACCUGGCCGACAGCGGCAUCCCCCACUUCUUCGACGGCAUGGGCUUCGUCCUCAGCGCGGGGGUGCUCGAGAGCUGGGCCGGCCGCAGCAGCGAGGCGCUCCAGAACGGCGACGAGGCGCAAAUAUGCCUCCGCGACGGCGUGUCGUUCGCCACCGCCGCCAUCGACGCCGUCGGCGUGGCCGCGGCGAUCCUCCCGGCGGGCGACAUCCUCCAGCGCGCCUGGUUGCUCGCGGCCGAGCAGCUCCAGACCAAGGCCAUCAACGAGGUAUGCCUGGCGCGCGACCACUUGCAGGACAUGCGGAGCCAGAUUUGCCUGCAGUUCAUCGACGCCGGGAUUAUUGUGCAUCUUCUUGACUAAGCGCCGAGAUUUGUGUGAUUUGAUUUCUGCUCUAGAAUAUCAUCUGAUUCUGAUGUAAUGUGUGGUCUGUGUUUGCUAGUAGCCGUUAGACACUCUGGCUGACAAACGAAACGCGAAC